AUGGAUAUGUCAUCUGGAGACAUGUUUGAUCACUACACCGCCUCUACUGCUCCCUCGAGCAGGAAGAAAGACAGCAAGCGGCUUCGCGGGGAAAGCAGCAAAGCUGCUUCAAAGAAGGCCCGGACUAAGGAUCAUCCUCCAGCAGCCACUCCUUUAAAAGAAAAAAUGCCACCUCCCUCUCCACACGACCAGCAGUCUCCACCUGCACCAGUCAAUCAACACUCUACCCCUCCAGCACCAACCGAACAGACUCCUCAAGGUAAUCAACCUGGAGACGCCCUGACCAGCACCGUAGUUGGCUUAGCCAGAGAGAGGAUAUAUAAACUCUCAAAGCAUAAGCGCAGCCAAGAGGCCAUUGUCGGCACCAACUCCAUGGAGGGGUUGCUGACUAUAACUGUUGGUUGGCGCCGCACGGGGGCUUUGCUCACCCAGACUAGAAACGCCGACACCAAGUAUAUUGAGGCGAUGAAGGUGCUCGGGGGGAAGAACGUCGAUAUGCUCGAGAGAAACACAGAAUUGCUCGACAAGAACACCGAAAUGCUCGAGAAAAAUUCUAAGCUGGCCAAAGAACUUCAACAGUUUAAGACUGCCCUGGACAAAGCCAAUGAAGAUAAAGAGAAGUUCAAGGAGUGCGCUAGACUUAACUGUCAAGAAGCCAAACAGCUUAAGGUCGAUCUGAUUGCGAGCAGAAAGGAGACUGAGGAGCUGGAGGGGCGCGUUAAGGAGCUUGAGGAGAUGAAUGCCAGAAACUUAAAGAAGAAUUAUGUUGUAUCUUUGUUGUGGUUGAAGAAUAAAGAAAAGAAAGAAAAAAGUGGAAAAUUUCAAAGAAAUUGGCGUUUUUGA
Messenger RNA from Humulus lupulus (European hop), 843 nucleotides. RefSeq lists its product as uncharacterized. NCBI's taxonomy places the organism in Eukaryota, Viridiplantae, Streptophyta, Magnoliopsida, Rosales, Cannabaceae. The record is from RefSeq and is a predicted model, not a curated record. The transcript has 4 exons. Bases 1 to 843 code for a protein of 280 amino acids.